Messenger RNA from Danio aesculapii, 1389 nucleotides. It is a transcript of the gene twist3, whose product is annotated as twist3. Gene Ontology annotation, biological process: developmental process; regulation of transcription by RNA polymerase II. The coding region runs from base 175 to 774 and encodes 199 amino acids. NCBI's taxonomy places the organism in Eukaryota, Metazoa, Chordata, Actinopteri, Cypriniformes, Danionidae. The transcript has 2 exons. The record is from RefSeq and is a predicted model, not a curated record. Gene Ontology annotation, molecular function: protein dimerization activity; DNA-binding transcription factor activity, RNA polymerase II-specific; RNA polymerase II transcription regulatory region sequence-specific DNA binding.
AUGAUACACACACACACAUGCAACACACACGCAACACAGAGAUUACAUUUGAUUUCUAACAACAAACCAAUGGCUGUGUAAUCCUCACAGAGAUCCCAUAACACACACUCCAGUGUUUAGCUUUAACAGUGGUCACAGGUAAAGCAGGAGCAUUGAUACGGAGGACUGAUCGUCAUGCGAGAGGAACAGACUUGUGGAGAUUUUCCAGAAAGUGGGAUCCUUCCCAUUGAAGAAGAGCAGGAGCGACGCCCCAAUAAGUGUCCGGUUGUGGUUUCUCCGCCGGCGGGCGCACGCAAGCGGCUGACGGGUCCAAAAAAAGAGCCCGUUUCACAAGACGACAAACCAUCAUUGGAGAACCCAUCAAAUCUGGCUCCCAAACGUCCCAAAAGAAGCUCUCCGUCAUCUUCAUCGUCUUCUUCAUCCUCUCUGGUGCCCGUCGUGAGUUCGGUUUCUCCAGUUCCCGGACAGCCCUUCGAAGAUCUCCACACACAACGAGUGAUCGCCAACGUUCGGGAACGCCAGCGCACGCAGUCUCUGAACGACGCCUUCGCCUCGCUCAGAAAGAUCAUCCCCACCUUGCCUUCGGACAAACUGAGCAAGAUCCAGAUCCUCAAACUGGCCUCCAGAUACAUCGACUUCCUCUACCAGGUCCUGCAGAGCGAUGAGAUGGACGCCAAGCUGGCCAGCUGCAACUAUCUGGCCCACGAGAGGCUGAGCUACGCCUUCUCCGUCUGGAGGAUGGAGGGCGCCUGGUCUAUGUCUGCCACUCACUAAACAUCCACUCGUUCCUCAUCCCAAAAACUGAAUCCCGUCUGAACUCUGAUCCUGAUUAUCGUCUCUAUAUCCACUCCACACGGCCUCCGACUCACCCUGCCAUGACCCGACCCUGCAUAAAGAUGACCUCUGACCUCUUUCACUUUUUCUAAAUCAAGCCUUCACAGUUUCCCACAGUCCCAGAGGCCUUCAUGCUUCAUCUACAAGCCGACAAUCUUCCCCUUUUCCUAAUGGAGCUUUACAACCAAACGCAGACAGAAAGACUCUGAGGAGCGGAGAUGAGCAAAGCAUUCCCACAAGCCUCUGAAUCCAACACACUGAGCUGAGUGGAGGUGACUGCUGCUGAUUUGAGAUCAGUGUUCCUCCAUGUUGACUUUAUUUUGGACUCAGAUGUGGGCAGAUAUUGACUGUUUUGAGGUCUCCCUAACCCUGACCUGAUGGAUAAACGCUUCACCUGCUCUUUAUAUUGCUUUAUUAAGCAGAUGUGAUGGUGUGAGAGGGAUUGUGCUUGUGUUUUAUGCUGUAUAUUAGCCAUUCAAUCCUGCUUCUGUGACAGGCAACACAGUGUAAACCACCAGUAAAUGUAAAAUAAUAAAGGUAACGCUUGAAGAUUCA